Oncorhynchus keta (chum salmon) is the source of this 601-nucleotide messenger RNA. Its product is annotated as ferritin, middle subunit-like. Gene Ontology annotation, molecular function: ferric iron binding; ferrous iron binding. The annotation marks the transcript as partial. Gene Ontology annotation, cellular component: cytoplasm. The transcript has 4 exons. Gene Ontology annotation, biological process: intracellular iron ion homeostasis; iron ion transport. NCBI's taxonomy places the organism in Eukaryota, Metazoa, Chordata, Actinopteri, Salmoniformes, Salmonidae. The record is from RefSeq and is a predicted model, not a curated record.
GGCUCCUUCCAGUUCACAAGUCUGAGAAGACGCAUGAAGAAGUUAUUGCUUCAACAGUGAUUGAACGGAACUCCUCUGCCUUCGUCCCGCAUUAUAGAACAUUCUGGAUUGAUAACAUAACACUUACCUGAACUAUAAUAGCAAAAUAGUCGAAUAAACCUUAUUUUUGUACCGUUACUUUAGAUAUUAAAGAAAAUCUGCCAAAAUGGAGUCUCAGAUCCGCCAGAACUAUCACCACGAUUGCGAAGCUGCUAUCAACCGGAUGAUCAACUUGGAGAUGUUUGCCUCCUACACCUACACUUCAAUGGCUUUCUAUUUCUCCCGUGACGAUGUGGCUCUGCCUGGCUUCGCGCAUUUCUUCAAGGAGAACAGCGACGAGGAGCGAGAGCACGCCGACAAGCUACUCUCCUUCCAGAACAAGAGAGGUGGACGCAUUUUACUCCAGGACAUCAAGAAGCCAGAACGUGAUGAGUGGGGCAAUGGGCUGGAGGCCAUGCAGUGUGCUCUGCAGCUGGAGAAGAAUGUGAACCAGGCCCUGCUGGACCUGCACAAGAUUGCCUCUGACAAGGUUGACCCCCAUCUGUGUGACUUCCUGGAGACC